Molecule: messenger RNA, 1870 nt
Organism: Spodoptera exigua (beet armyworm)
Lineage: Eukaryota; Metazoa; Arthropoda; Insecta; Lepidoptera; Noctuidae
Source: the annotation of a GenBank genome assembly
AAACGUUCCAGUUAAACACACGUUACUAAUAUUUACUAAAAUGAACGUAGACUUCACUGAUAAAGUAGUGCUAGUAACUGGCGCGAGUGCUGGAAUAGGCGAGUCCACAGCUCUCCUGUUCGCUAAACUUGGCGCGAAGCUGUCGCUGGUGGGAAGGAAUGAGGCUAACUUGCGAGCAGUCGCGGCCGAGUGCGAGAAGCAUAAGGGCGUGAAGCCGCUGGCGAUUGUUGCAGACCUGGGGACUGAUGAGGGAGUUGAGAAGAUUGCCAAGGAGACUCUCGAUCAUUUUAAAAGGUUGGAUGUACUGGUGAACAAUGCAGGUAUAAGCGUGAGGACCUGCAUCCAGCUCGCAGACAUGGCGACCUUUGACGAGGUGUUCAAUGUGAACGUGAGAGGAGUGUAUCAUCUCACCAAGCUGCUGGUGCCAGCACUGAUAGAGGCUGGUGGGAACAUUGUGAACGUCUCCAGUAUUUCUGCCACUGUGGUCGCUGUGGGCAGCUUGCCUUAUGGGAUGGCUAAGGCGGCGCUGGACCACUUCACACGACUGGUAGCUCUAGAGCUGGCACCUAAAGGUGUCCGGGUCAAUGCUGUGAGCCCCGGAGUGACUGUCUCAAACAUAGUAAAGCGGAUAACAGGCUACACAGAGGACCAGUACCAGAGCUGGUUGUCAUCCGUCGCCCCCACCAUUCCAAUGGGGGAAGUUUGCCAAGGAAGUGACAUCGCGCAAAUGAUAGUCCACCUGGCUAGUGACAACAGUCGUCUGGUGACAGGGACGGUUGUCGCUGUAGAUGGGGGAAUGAGGUUCACCAGCCCUGGUAACCUAUUCACCAAGCAGAUGAAAUGAUGAUGGAAAUAUAUCAAUAGAUUUUCGGCUGACCACAUUGACACGAACUCCCUUCGGAGCCAAUUCGUAAGCGAUCAGGCGGCUGAAGUGGUCGAGGGCGGCCUGUCGAUACAACACGUAAUGUUACCUUGGAAAGACUGUACGGCAGGUUCCCAGUAGUGACCAUAGUGGCCAUGAUGCUGGACACGUUGACGAUGUUCCCCUUGGACUCGAUGAGGGCAGGCACCAGCAGGCGCGUCAGGUUGUACACGCCCCGGAUGUUCACGUUGAACACCCGGUCAAACGUCUCCAUGUUCGCCAGCUGGAUGGUCGUCCUGGCUCCCACUGCUGCAUUGUUGACCAGCACGUCUAGCCUGUAAGAUUGACAACAAGGAUUAUUUCUCAAUCCCAUCGUGACAUCAUUGUCCGCAUUCGCCUUUAUUAAUCCUUCCAGCGGUAAUUACAUAUAUCAGUAGGGGUUUGCUUUUUAUUUCCUACAGCUACUUACGUUCCCAGACAGUGUAUGGGUCCUGUAUCCUCUUCUCUUGUUUCGUAUGUUGUAAAUGAUAACAUGAAUUCUGUUGGUUUUUGCUUUAAUAUUGAAUUUUUUGUUCCACGAGUCUUGCAGAAAUCCAUUUACGAAUGAAAAUUAACUAAAAAAGCUUUAGAUACUAGUUUCACGAGAGUAAGUUUUUGUUUUCAAAGUUACAUCACCCACAGCUAGGUACUAUACAAAAUUUUAUCUGGUAUUACUUCAACAUUAACUGGUCUUUAUAUCCUACCUUCCAAAAUGAUCAAGAGUGUCCUUAGCAGUCUUCUCAACCCCCUCGUCAGUUCCCAGGUCUGCGACAAUCGCCAGCGGCUUCAACCCUUUCUGCUUCUCGCAUUCAUCGGCGACAGCUUGCAGAUUAGCUUGAUUCCUUCCCACCAGCGAUAGCUUCGCGCCAAGUUUAGCAAACAGAAGUGCGGUGGACUCGCCGAUACCAGCGCUCGCGCCAGUAAUGAGAACUACUUUGUCGGUGAAGUCCAUGCUGGUCGUGUCUCGCG